CAUGCUGUUUUUAAUUGUGCUUUAUCAAAUAAAUGGAAUGGAAUGGAAUGAAAGAAUCACAAAAAUGCAUUGGCCAACGCUAGAAUUAGGUGUUUCCAGUGUCAGUGUGCUGUGAUAGUGGGACAAGGGCAUGAUUGUGUUGUCAAUGGCGCUGACAGAGAUGCCCUAACUCGUCUGUGAGUCACGUCAUUCUGCUGACAAGUUGGACUUCAGGAGCUUGUCAGACAGGUAAAGCAGGCAUUAUUGGCUGAGGUGGAGUUACGCUGUAGCAGGCUCCUGUGACAGCUGUGGAAGAGAGGUGGGUCUGCUGGCGUACUCGAUUGCGAGAAGAGAAACAUGUCUCUGAAUCCGGCCAAGGGCCGAUGUGGACCAAAGGAACAACCAGUGAGAAGUCUCAGAGCCACAUUUUAGCACCUACAGCGGACUAGUUUUGUUGCUGGCCCUUGUCUCUGCGGGUGAGUAGUCUCUGAAAGCCUUCACUGCCCAGCCGCGGUGGACCUGGCUAAAGAACAGGACUGUCUGGCUUUGAAGAUGAUGUCUGAUGGAGAGUUGCUGCAUUCAGGAAACAUCUUUACACGAGGCUGUAGAACCAGAGCAAGUCUGCCUGCGGGUCACUCAAGUUACCAAACAAGAGACAGAUCAACAGGUGUGCUGUACCUGCAGUAUGGAGAUGAGAAGAAGCAGGUCAAGAUGCCUUCUGAAAUCAUCAGCUGGGAUAUGCUGUGGGCUCUGUUUGCCUCAGCAUUCCCCCAUCAGCUCACCAUCAAGAUGCUACAGUCUCCCAACAUGGCCGUCUGCAUCAAGGACUACAACCGCAAUGUGUACUGCAACCUGAAUGAUGCUAGAAAGAUUACACCUUAUUCUAGUCUGAAGGCUUAUCAGAAAGACCCAGCAUGUGUGUUCAACCACCAUGGCACCAGUGACUCCAGGAUUUCCAAAGACAUCCUCAGCCCGGUCCACAGUUUGUCCUCAUCUGGCCACAUCCCUCAACACAGUCUACAGGGAUCAGUGUCUACACCCAGGGUCACCCCACCCUUUUCCUCAUCCCGGAUAGCCUGUAGUGAGGGAGGGACUCGUGGAGACAACAGAGUGGUGGAACCAGGCAGCCCCACACUACCAAGUGAGCACCUGCCAGGGUUUGGAAGAUCCAGAGCUUCCCGAACCAGCACUAAUUCCAUCCGGCAGAGAAAAGACGUAAAACCUGAGGCAGAUACUGGCAGCACCACAAUGAUGUUGCAUGGAGAUGGAGGGCCACGGUACUCUGAGUGGAACGUAGGAGCAAGUCACGUCAGGAUCUCCUCCUCUCGGUGUAGCGCUCCGCCCAUCCUUACCUCAGAUGUUUCCAUUUCUGGGGUUCCUGGGAUCCCACGUGGUCUAAAACAAUACAAAGUCUCCAUCAAACCCUUAGUUGGUCAUGGGAAAGGCACAGAACGCCAAACCCAGUCUCUUCACAGGAGGAAGAGUAUGAAACAUGAAGAUGCUGAACUUCUUGGAAUUACAAGCUCAUCCCUUUCACCUCACAGAGUCAGUGAGAUUAGAAAGUUUGAUGGACAGAUGAUUGGAGGUGCAGGUCCAUUGUCUCCAGAGAGGAUGACUCCCAUUCGCUGCUACCCACGACAGGACAGCAAUGUGUUUCAAAUGGAGAACACAAACAGAAGCAGAGGUAGCCGCUCGUCAUCCUCAUCAUCAUCAGUAUUUAUGGAUGGUCCUUUGGUGCAACCUGAGACACAAGUCCUAACCCAGAUGACAGGAAGUAUCAUCCAAAGUGAGAGAAUGAACGCAAUGGAAGAGCAGAUAGCCAGCCUAGCAGGGCUGGUGCACCAUGCCCUCUCUGAGAAAUCCCACAUCCUUCAAGAUAAACUCAGGCAUCCUUCUGAAAACAACCAACUGGAAGCAGAGACUCAGAAGCCCACUGCUCUGGUUGGUAGUUCCAGUCCGACGCCCCCAGCCCCUCCAUCUGACCGUGAGUUGUGGCAGAGUUUGGUGACUGCAAAGAGAAAUGUGUUUGAACUCCGACUACAACUCAGUCAACUCAAGUGUUUACAGCUGUCCAACCUCGAUAAUAUUAGUUCAAUGCUGCGGAUGGUCAGCCAGGAGCUGAUGAUGCAGAUCCGAGAGAAGCUGGCCGACUCUGAGGAGGCAGCAUACAUCCAGAGAGCUGAGAUGGAGCAGAACAGGAUCCACUACCUCGCUACUGAGGAGAGAUUCCUCUCACAGCUCAGUGAACUGGAAGACCAGAUGGAGUGUUUACAAAGCUCUGCCUCCAGUCCCAUGAGACGGGCAUCAGUCACUCUAAAAGAUGUGGAGGAAGUAGAAGUACUUCUACAGCAGGUUGGACAGAAUCUGGCCGUCCUCAAAGGAGAAUUCCCCGUGCUGCAGGCCAACAUGUGUUCAGUGCUGAGGACGGAGGUGGAGGCAAUGCGGUUCCUGAAGGAGGAACCUCAUAAGAUGGACUCCAUGUCACAAAGGGUCAAAGUCCUGAGUGACGUUCUCAGCUUCCUUCGCGGGUCUCUGUUAGAGUCAGUUCCUUCAGCCAGAUCAGCGGAAGCAGACCCUCUGAAGGUCUUGGACCAGGAACCCUCAAAUCCCCAGAGCCUUUUCAGCUUUCCAAAACUCCAGUCUCUACAUUCAGUCAGAGCCCUCCUGCCCACUGUCGCCCAAUCCGUGGGCCAGGCUGGGGCAGCAGCCUCUGUGGUUCAGCCCUGCCUCGACCAACUCAGCCCUCCACCAACAUCUGCUCAUGGACAAGACUCACUCACCAUGGCUGAGGCUACACCCAAACAAACUCAAGAUGGUAGGUCGGACGUAGACAUCAGCGAUGCAAACUGGAACCAUUCCACUACCAACGCAGCCACCCAGUUACCUCUCCGUACCAGCACAGGCCAUAUCCAGCUCCUACAGGUGGACCAAACCAUGAAGACCAUCAUCCCUGAGUCAGAUGUCAAAGAGAGUUUCUGUCAUUCAACCUCAAGAUGGACUCGGUCAGAGCAGAACGCACCUCUGGGUGUGCCUGAGCCAGCAGAAAAGGAGCAACUGUCUCACAUCCAAGAAGAUAAAACUCUGCAGCCAAGAGAUGAUGUGAAAUCCUCCCAACGCAGCAAGUCAGAUACAGCUUGUCUGGUCACUUCAUCCCCGGAGCACGGCAGGCAGACACGAGUAGAGAAAACCCACAGCUCCAGUGAGAACAGUGACAGUGGGCUGAGUCGGGACACGUCUCCAGCGUGCUCCACAAGGUUGCAAGACAUCAUGUCAGACGUGAUUCCUCCUUCCCACAAAGAUCCUGCUGGAGCCGCGGUCUCUACAGAAAAGUUUGGUAGGACUCGUCCCCAUGGCAAAGUUACGAAAGAUGCAAAAGAAAAGGAGAGAUCUCCACCCGCUCAAGUGGCCAGUAGGAACUCCACACAGGGUCCCACGAUCAAACCCGUAACAGCAGGUGAACUGCAAGAUCUUCAUGGGGAUGGAAUAAGUGGAAGUCUUGAUGUCAAGAAAGAUGUGGAGGAGAGGGAGGCUGAACAAGGACCUUCCCUCGUCUGUAAAACGCAAGAGAAGCAGGAGAUGUCUUCUCUUGUAGCGUCAGAGGCAUUUCCUCAUCCCUCUGAACUUCUGAACAUGCAAGAGACAAUGGUUCCUACUGGCUCAGCUUCACAGCAGCAACAGGUUCUUUAUGUAAACAAUCGAUGUCAAACUGUCAAAAUCAAUGUUGAUCAGUCUCCAUCUCCAACCACGGCAGAAAAGAACGACAUUGUUGUGCUGCAAAAUGAACCGAAUCAAGGAACUGUCGCAGUUCGUGAACAGACAUUCAAAAAGUUUGGAAAGAAAUCACCAGCUGAGAAGUCUAGUCCAGGAGAACUGGCACACAAACAAGGAAAGUCCAAGUCCUGGACGAUAAGGCCAUCACACGUGGUGCAGCAGGACGAGACCCUGAGCUCCAGCGAGGACCAUGAAACAUCCUUCCCACCUUCGUCUCUGUCACCUCAGAACAGAGAGCAGCAAAUCCGGGAGGAAACGGUGCCGAUGUUUAGAGACCAGGCGCUGAUCAGUGAAGAGGGAGGCAGCUUCAGCCACAAUAUUUGGGACAUUGAAGAACCACCUCCUCCUCCACUGACUCACAGACUCGUCAUGACUAACAUCUGGUCAAAAUCUAACAUGGACGAUCCACACAACAGGCAGAACAGCAAAUGUGAGAACGGUGCUCUUGUUAAUAUGGGCCAUGAGAACUACGGUUUCGAGGACAGGGAUGAGUCCGACUCUGAACCUACGAUGGCUUUCUUCAACAUGCCUGUGGACCCUCCAUCACCCUACACGCCUCUGUCUACCAUCUUUGAGUAUGAAGAAGAUCUUGAAGUGACUUUGUGUCGGGAUGGAUUUUUAAAAGAGUCACAAUUUGAAGAGGAGCAACGUGCCGACCCUGAUUUAGGGUUACGCCUCGCUGACAUCUCAGGGAACGGCUCGAAUUUUCCACAGCACUCAGAACUGUGUGUUUCACACCCUCAAAACCAAGGCCAGGCUCACACAAACUGCUCCGCAAAGACCGAAGCAAAAAGCAAAUUCAAAUUUAAGUUUCCCAAACUGUCUGCACUCAGCCAGGCUAUUGGGAUGGGGACAAAGACGGCUGAAGCAGACAAAGAAAAGAAGGUGGCGUCAGAGUGCAGGUCAGUCGUGGAGACCAAGACUCAAAUAAAAGAAUGCAUGACCUCUGAGGUCAACGGCAGUAAAGAGCUCAGCGUGAGCAGGAGUAACUCCUGUAGCAAAGACACCCCUACAGACGCUAGGAUGUCUGAGUCGCACGCUCGGGUAGAAGCACUUUGCAAGAACGCGUUUAAAUCUAUCAGCAGCUUAGAAGAGUCCAUCAAGCAGCUGGAAAUCAGCAUGGACAAUAUGGCUGCCCCUUCUUCUCCUCUCCCUACAGUGGCUUCACCUUCUCAGGAUCAGAGGUUUUCCUUUGAUUCUACUGACAGGCAUACACCUAAAGGCAAAUCUAAACUAGAGGAGGAGAGAAGACACGCCACCCAGACGUCUGAAGACCCAAAUCCAGCUGAGAGGAAGCGAGCCAGAUCACAGCCGUCUCACAACUCAGGGAGAGUCGUCACCAAAAGACAGGCUUUUUAGUUCCAGUCUGAGCCUGAGGCCUCCCCUCCUCUCAUCCAGCUGUGUGAUAUAGCUUCCACACACUGACAUCACCUGGACCAGGCAGAGGCCUCACAGCAGCAACUAAGCUAACCUCAACCCAUCCACAUCCUCCUGAACAUCACUCAUCACCUUUUACCCUCAACUAUGGACCAGGGGCCAGUCUGUGGGAGUGCCACACCAUGAGCCAAUGUUUUCAUCCCAUCUUCAGUCUGGAACAGUGCAACCUUCCAGAAGCUGCAGACUAUAGACUACCAGGAGAGUGAAGUCUUUUCAUUUCCACUCCUAAGUUGUUUUUCUAAAGUUUCCUGUUUGAAAAAGCUGAAUAAGCGUGAGUUCAGAUGUUCUGAGGCCAAACUAUCGUGGUGCCGUUGUGAGUGAGCCUUUAGGGAAGCUAACAGCCACCAGAGGUUUGAGGGGUUUUACAUGUGUGUGUCUUUGAAUGUAUGAGAAAACAUCUGGUGGUAAAGGUGAAUAAAGGGGCGUGGCUCAGUGGGAGGAGCCUGUUCAGCUCAGGAUCCAUCUUUUUGUUGCUGGUUUAGUCUAGAGGGCUGAGUUCUCUGGUGAGUCAGGUCCUGAUGUAGACCUGACUCCUCAGAACAGAUAGGUCCUUCUGUGAAUAAGGAAGGGAUGGAAUCUGGGAUGGAUCUCCUUCUCCCCCGUCGGGGAGAACUCCAAGGUCAGAAAAUUCCAGGAUGUUCAAAAACCCAAUUUUGUAUAAAGUCCUUUCUUGCUUUACAGCAUUUCCCCUCUGAAUUCCUCUCUUGUUCAUAUUAACAACUCAUUUUUAUAUUACUUGAAACCAUUUAAUUAUGUUUGAUUUGGUAAGAGUUGUAAACUUUGUUUAUUGUAAAUCAAAAACUGAAAUCCAAUAAAUAUUUUUAUGUCA
Messenger RNA from Nothobranchius furzeri (turquoise killifish), 6016 nucleotides. RefSeq names its product KIAA1217 ortholog. The record is from RefSeq and is a predicted model, not a curated record. Lineage: Eukaryota; Metazoa; Chordata; Actinopteri; Cyprinodontiformes; Nothobranchiidae. Gene Ontology annotation, cellular component: cytoplasm.